This is a messenger RNA of Thlaspi arvense, 423 nucleotides long. Lineage: Eukaryota; Viridiplantae; Streptophyta; Magnoliopsida; Brassicales; Brassicaceae. The record is from the annotation of a GenBank genome assembly.
AUGAGAUCAUUAGUUACAUUCAACCAGAAGAUCAUGCGGCGGUGUAAGAAACUCCUUAUCAGAAUCACCAGGAGCUGUCCCAGACGCCAUUACCGUCAUUUGAAACUUCAAAAGGCUUCUUCUCCUACAUCAUCAUCAUCAUCAUCAUCAUCAUCGGGGAAGCAAGUCAACAGAGUGUUGGCUUCAUUCUUCCUCUCUUUCCAAAAGAAGAAGCAGAAGAAGGAGAAGAUGAAGCGGCUCAACGAACUCAGGAGUUUCUCUGAUUCCGUCAGUGAAACAAAGGUCUCAAAUACGGAAUCAAGAAAGAAGGUCUUCCCAUCUAGUCUCACGCCGUCUUGCCAUGGUCAAGGUAAGGCUCAUUCACAAAAAGUCUCACAAGAUCAUGAUGCACCAAGAAACAGCACGAGCUCAUUCCUUCCAUGA